Molecule: messenger RNA, 510 nt
Organism: Vitis riparia (riverbank grape)
Lineage: Eukaryota; Viridiplantae; Streptophyta; Magnoliopsida; Vitales; Vitaceae
Product: 7-deoxyloganetin glucosyltransferase-like
Exons: 1
Molecular function (GO): UDP-glycosyltransferase activity
Source: RefSeq, a predicted model, not a curated record
AAAGAGUUGGCUUGGGGAAUAGCUAAUAGCAACAAGCCCUUCCUAUGGAUCAUAAGGCCUGAUUUGGUGGCAGGGGACUCAGCGCCUUUGCCACCAGACUUUAUAACUGAAACAAGAGAUAGAGGCAUGUUAGCAAGCUGGUGUCCGCAAGAACAAGUCCUGAAGCACCCGGCCGUAGGAGGGUUUGUAACACAUUGUGGUUGGAACUCCACAAGCGAAAGCAUAUGUGGAGGAGUGCCUCUGAUUUGCAUGCCAUUCAGGUCCGAGCAACCGACAAAUUGUUGCUAUAGUUGCAGUGAAUGGGGCAUAGGGAUGGAGAUUGAUGGUAAUGUGAAGAGAGACAAGGUGGAAAAGCUUGUGAGAGAGCUGAUGGAUGGAGAGAAGGGUAAGAAGAUGAAGAAGAAGGCCAUGGAAUGGAAGAAGUUGGCAGAAGAGGCCAUUAUGCCUGGUGGGUCUUCUUACAACAACUUCAACAAACUGUUGAGUGAUGUGCUGUUGUCAAAGAAGUAG